Molecule: messenger RNA, 2457 nt
Organism: Mesorhabditis belari
Lineage: Eukaryota; Metazoa; Nematoda; Chromadorea; Rhabditida; Rhabditidae
Source: the annotation of a GenBank genome assembly
AUGGAGCGCUUCGACGAUUUUGAGUACAACAACAGAGACAUCAUAGGACAUGGCGCUUUUGCUAUCGUUUACAAAGGACGAUAUCGAGUGCGUCCUGAGGAGCCUGUGGCUAUCAAGGCGAUUGCCAAGAAGAAUCUCCAAAAGUCGAAAAAUCUUCUUCAAAAAGAGAUCAAGAUUUUAAAAGAAUUGAGUGGUUUAAAACAUGAGAAUUUGGUGACUCUGCUGAAAUGCACAGAGACGGCUACCCAUGUCUUUCUGGUAAUGGAAUUUUGCAAUGGAGGAGAUCUCGCGGAUUAUCUUCAACAAAAAAGCACAAUGAAAGAAGAUACAAUUCAACAUCUUGUCAUACAUAUUGCACGAGCCCUUCAAGCAAUUCAUGUAAAAGGGAUUAUGCAUCGUGAUUUGAAACCGCAAAAUAUUCUUUUGUGCAAUCCGGGGCGUCGAUCGAAUCCACCGUUUCAAGAUCUUAUCAUCAAAUUGGCAGAUUUCGGUUUUGCUCGUUUCCUCGAUGAUGGAGUAAUGGCAGCGACUCUUUGCGGAUCUCCAAUGUACAUGGCUCCAGAGGUCAUCAUGUCAUUGACUUAUGACGCAAAAGCGGAUCUUUGGUCGAUUGGAACGAUUCUUUUCCAAUGUCUUACCGGAAAAGCUCCAUUUCAGGCCCAAACACCACCACAAUUGAAAAUGUUCUAUGAGAAGAACAUGAUGCUAAGACCGGCGAUACCCGAUUGGUGCUCACCGGCACUCAAAGAUCUCCUAUUGAAACUCUUGAAAAGAAAUGCUAAAGAUCGGAUUGAUUUUGAGGAUUUCUUCAAUCACGAGUUCCUACACACUCCACCACUCGUUUCACCAUCGAAACGAAUCCUUGAAGCACAAGGAAGUCCAUUGGCGGCAAGAAGACCUGUCGCUUCAUCGUCAGCUUUACCCGUUCCUCGCCGAAACACCAUCAAGGAUAGUCCUCUAUCCUCUCGAAAACUGAUGAAUGAUAGCAAUGAUUUCACUUUCCUUCCUCCUCUUCAAUCACCUCAAUCUCGAAUUGAGAAUAACCCCGUUAAACAGGUUCAGGUGCACACUGAGUCGAAUUUGGGAAAUGGUGGAGGAGCAAGAGCUGUGCCAGUGCCGAGUCAACGACAAGCCUAUGCAAGAAUUGAAGAGAGAAGGCUCAGUUUGGCUAAAGAGAAAAGUAUUCUGUCGGCAAGUCCUGGAAACCCUCCAGUGCCCGAGAAUCGCGAGAUGCCACAAGCACGAGUGCCAUCCAUUGAAACAAUGACUGUUCCUGAAACUCAAUACAUUAUUCGAAGCUCAGCAACUCGAAGAAGUCAGGCUGAAAUCAAUCGGAUGCGUCGACCCACCACUGUCAGCGAAGAACCGGCUAUACCAACCCUACCUGGACAAGUUGAUCUCAUCCCCAAAUCUGCUACUUCAAAUGAUUUGAAACGACAAACUAGCAAUGGAAAUCAACUGAGAUUGCGUCCCCAAGAAGCCGAACAAUUGGAUAACGUGAAAUACCUCAGCGUUUCUCCGCCUCGACAACAAGCCGCUCUCACCGUCAAGGCUUCACCUCCCGCAGUUGCACAAAGUGAUAUCAGCGAAGAUGAGGAUGAAGCGAAUGAUCAGAUUUCGUUACCAUUUGGCUGUGCCACUGAUCUCAACCAAGAACCACAAAAUGUUGAUUGUUCUUUGCAUUCAAAUAUGGCUGUUUCAACAUCCGGUGAUGAUACGACAUCUUCGAGUAUGGCUGCAGCUCCACCAUCUUUGCCUAGACCAGCUAAUCCGUUUACUCAAAGUGACUUUGCUGACACUGAAGGUGGACCUCCUCCAGCCUUGGAACAAGAAACAGUAAUGCGUGAGGAGCAUAAACAAAUUCUUGGCAAGCUGAAGUUCGUAUUGGAAUUAGUUGAGACACUGAUUGGAGUAGCUGAAUCGAAAGAGAAUCCUUUAGCCAACAUUCACACAAAUAAGGUUGAGCAAGGAGAAAGGGGAACUGCGUAUCGAAGAGCCGAACAACUCGUCGUUUAUGUACGGGCGUUGCAUAUGCUGAGUUCAGCUCUUCUUUUAGCACAAAGAAAUGUGGCCACUCGAACUCUUCACCCAUCGCCAGCCGUUCAAAAUGUGCUGAAUCUCCUAAACGAUAAAUAUCAUCAAUGUCUGGUUCGAUCUCAAGAAUUAGCCUCUCUUGGAGUCCCAGGAGCUGACCCAGCAAUGGCUGUGGUCUCAGCUGAGAGAAUCAUGUACAGACACGCGAUUGAACUCUGCCAGUCAGCUGCCCUCGACGAGUUAUUUGGAAACCCUCAUCUUUGCAGUCAAAGAUAUCAAACAGCAUACAUGAUGCUACACACUUUAUCUGAACAAGUCAACUCUGAACAAGAUAAAAUGGUGCUUUCACGAUAUAAAAAUGCUGUGGAGAAGAGACUACGAAUUCUCGAGCGACAGGGUUUUGUGACAGCAGUGGUUAACUCA